Molecule: messenger RNA, 5393 nt
Organism: Ostrea edulis (European flat oyster)
Lineage: Eukaryota; Metazoa; Mollusca; Bivalvia; Ostreida; Ostreidae
Product: serine/threonine-protein phosphatase 6 regulatory ankyrin repeat subunit B-like
Exons: 16
Coding region: 255-4697 (1480 amino acids)
Biological process (GO): protein localization to T-tubule; protein localization to ciliary inversin compartment; intracellular signal transduction
Cellular component (GO): T-tubule; ciliary inversin compartment
Molecular function (GO): protein binding
Source: RefSeq, a predicted model, not a curated record
ACCUUUCCUGGAAUUAUAAUGUCGCUAACAAUAUAUACUCAUUUUAUAAAAAGAAAAUCGUAGAAUUUGUAUCUUGCUAACAAUUCCAGCUAUACAGUAAUAUAAUGCACAUAAAAUAUUGCCGAAUUGCCCUGUUUCCAUGUUUGACAAACCCUACUCGAUACAAUUGAAUUAACAGUCUCUUUUCAUAAAUCAUUAUAGGUCAGACAUUUAUACCAGAACCAGCGUGGGGGGAGAGAUGUUACAGAUCAAGGAUGAAAAUUGAGGAAGCGAACACAUGCUGUGAAAUAAUCAAGGCCUUUAUCGAAAAGAAUGAAACAAGUGUGAAUAACAAAACGCCUGCUGGACUGAACCCACUCACUGUCGCUGUGAAGCUUGGAAGCACUUCUCUCGUCAAUUUCCUGCUUGAGAAGAAGGCAGACCCAAAUUGUAUGGAUCACAUGAAUGACACCCCGCUUUCCCUUGCACUGAUACGAAGGGACGAAAAAAUGGUCAGGAGUCUCAUCAAAGCUCGUGCAAACGUUAAUCACUGUGGUGUAUGCCCAGGGGGCAUUGGAAAGAGGCAGUCUUUGCUAAAUAGACUUUUGGAUGAAAAUGGAUACACAACACACUUAAGCAAAAGAGUACUAGUGAGCCUAGCACAAUUUCUGAUUGAAAAUGGAACCUCAGUGAAUCACGAUGAGGAAGGGAACGAUUCGCCUCUAAUUCAGGCAGUCAGACUUCCAUCCUAUGAUCUCGUGGAUUCCUUACUAGCACAUGGAGCAAAUGUUAAUCAUCCCGGAAAAAACAGAUCAACAGCUUUACACGAAUGCUUCAGAGAUGAGCUGUUAGUACUACAUCGAACUGACAGUUACGAGGAUAUGGACGUAAUAUGGAACAUGUCUGAAAGUGACGUACAUGUAUAUGGGGACCCUACCACAGACAUAUUUCAAUGUCUUAUAGAGGCCGGUGCAUCCGUGAACAGCCAGACCGACCAUGGAGACACCCCAAUACAUCUCGCGAUCAAGGGAAAUUACUUCGAGUUAACGUCGAAAAUGUUGAAUAAAGAUUUUAAUCCAAACAUACAGAAUUGUGACGGGACUACUUGCUUAAUGUUAGUAGUGAACAGACACCAUAAUCUAACCCAGCACUUGCUAAACAUUGGAGCGGAUCCAUCGAUUAAAGACAAUGAAGGAAACACCACUCUCCACCAUUUCUGCUCUGUGGCGAGGGAGACUGUGAUUCUGAACAUUCUGCUUAGGAGUGGUUCUGACAUCAAUGCUCUAAACAACAAAGGAUACAGUCCGUUGAACACUAUGAUCGAGGAAAAGGCUGUACUAAAUACGCAGGAUGUCCUGGAACUACUCGCCCAGAACGCUGAUCCAAACAUAUGUGUUGAUGGAGCCAAUUCUCCCUUGAUUAAUUCUCUGUUAAGGUGGAAGCUGACUAUUGCUGAAUGUCUACUAAACGCCGGAGUGAACGUGAAUCAUGUUGGGGAAUCGAGACGUACCGCUCUACAUACUCUUUUAAAUCUGCAAUUACCCGAUGGUAUAGAAGAUGAAGUUGUUGCCAUCGUAAGGUGUCUGCUGAUAGCAGCUGCAGAUGUAAACUUUGCUGACAUCUCAGGCAGACGACCUCUGGAAAUCGUUGUUGACUUAUCAAAGAAGAACUGGGAUGAAGUGAAGAUCCUAGAGUUAACUACAACGCUGAUUAAUCAUGGGGCGAAGUACAACGACUACGAAAAGGGAGACGACUCUCUCUUACACAUGGCCGUGGACAAUAGACUUCAGGAAGUAGUGGAUUUUCUGGUCAGAAAUGGCGCAGAUAUCAAUCAUCGGGGCAAAAACCAACAAAUUCCACUACAUCGAUAUACCUUAAAAGCCCGAAAAAGUGAAUUACCUUUCGCAGACCGACGCCUGUUUUCACACCAAAAACCUCUAACAAUAAUGGAUAAUUUACUCUGCAUGAUUGAGGACCCGGAUGUAGAGGAUGAAUACGGUGAUACGCCGUUGAAUCUCGUCAGUCAUAUACACACAGACGACUUCCGGAAAUUGUUGAAAGCGGGGGCUGAUCCUCUUCAUAAAGGGAAAGAAAAUGUCAACGCAUAUGAAAACUGUAUCAUGUCAGAAGAAGUGGAAUUAUUGGAAGUAUUGCUUCAGGAAAAAGGUUUGAUCUGUAUCACCGAUUCAUUAUUUUCGGAUUUCUGGAACUUGUCUACUAGAUGUGAUGGGAAAUUAUACGAAAGAGUAAUGCUACCGAUGCUUUCCACAAAUGACGACAUUGAUCUAAACAGGGAAAACAGUUCAGGAGACACACCUCUAACCUUUUUCUGUCAAAGGAAUGCAACAGAGGUGAUAAGUAAACUUCUGGAGAGAGGUGCAGAUAUAAAUCUGACUACAACUACAGGACGGAGCGCUCUUCAUUCAGUACUCGAUUUACCAGAUAACCCAACAAAACUGAGUACUAUUGCAGUUUUGAUGAGUAACAAUCCGGACCUGGAGGGAAAGGAUGCAUCUGGUGAGACAGUGCUACAGAAGACGAUAGAAAAAUACUUCGGUCUUUACAGAUACCGCGGAUCUAAAUGUUUAUGUACGUUUAUGGAGCACUUAUUGAAUGCAGGUGCAACUUGUGAUCAGAGCGACUUGACUUCAGUGUUACAGUCUGCAUCGGAACGACAGCAUUUCUCAUUGAUGACAGCGGCAGUCAAGAGAGGAGCAGAUUUAUUCAAUAAGAAAAAUGGAAAAGGUGUUUUGCAUAGGUGUUGGCCUCAGACGUUCAAAGAUGAAGUUGAUUUGUCGAGUAUGUUAGAGGAAUGUAUAGCAUACAUAAACACCCACAAACAGCUCGGAGGAUGCCUGGAUGAAGUUGAUGACAUGGGUAAUACGCCUCUUUUAGCGUAUGUAAAAUCCGACCUGUACGCCAAAGGAAAAGUGUGUGAAGAUUUGAGUGAUGAAGUAGUUGCGUCACUUGCAACCAGCAAAGAUGUAGUGUGCAAAGCUGAUGUAGCAAACGUAUCUCCCCUUCAUAUUACUGCUUCCAGGCGACGCUUGAACUCGAUGAAAAUUCUGGUGAAUAAAGGAGCUGAUUUGUUUUCAAAAGACAAAGUUGAAAACUCAUGCCUUCAUAACUGCCUUUUUUCAAAUGAGGGUCAUCUACAUGUAGUUGACAUGGUUAGAUAUAUCCUGGAGAAUGGAAUUUCUCCUAAUGAGGACAAUAAACGUCUGGAUACAUCCUUGUUUUUGAUCAUCCAGAGAUCAGAGUAUCACACCGAAGAUGACGUCUCAACAAUUCUUGAACUCUUGAUAAAACAUGGAGCAAAUCCGAAUCAGGGAAAGUCUUAUAGAAAUCCACUCGUAACAGCAAUACAAAAAUUUGAUAUCAGAUCCACUGCGAUUCUAUUGAAGAACGGAGCGAAUGUAAAUGAACUGUCCGAGGGACCGACAGCGCUCCAUGUGCUAUACAGAUGUUUCUCCCAUAGCUACUCUACAAUCAAUGAAAACAUUUAUACUAUGCAACGUUUGCUGCUAAAAAAAGAAAUGAAUUUGAAUGCUAAGGAUAUUGAGGGGAAAACUGUUCUUCACUUGGCUGUCAUAGCCUUAAGUAAGAGCUCAACAGAAUAUACAGAAGCUGUGAAACUGAUUCAGGAACUCAUGAAACGUGGCGCUGAUGUCAAUGCCACUGACAACAGGAAUCUCUCCGCUCUUUGUAUUUGUUGUAAAUCUGGUUAUUGUAGUAAGACUUGCAUCAAACUUGGAAAACAUCUGCUAAAAGCCGGAGCGGAUACACUGAAAGGAUGUACCUUAAACCUUGCAUUAAAACGUACGCCGAAAGCUGACCUCAAGGAUGAAUGGAAGACAUUUAUUUUGCAACUUGUGGCAAAUGGAGCAAGUACAAAUGCAAGAUUAGGUUCUUCAUCAACGCCGAGUCUAAUACUAGCUAUAAAAGUAAAAGAUAUGGACAUAGUAAAAGCGUUACUGGAACAUGGUGCCGACUCGAAUGCUUUUGAUUACAUUGGGACAAGCCUAAUUCAUGCAUGCCGUUUGCGAAAUGAAGAUGCAAAACAUAUCAUAUCCCUUUUAUUGCAACAUGGAUGCAGCAUCAAUGAGAGAAAAACGAUGGCGUCAGAAUAUACUCACAAACGAAACCCACUAAAGACGCUAGUGAAAAGAAUGAUUGAAGAUGAUUCCUAUGUUCGAAUUUCAAGGACAAGUGGGAAAAUGACAGCACAAAUUGACCUAACACUGUUCAAUUUAUUUGUAUGUGGUGGAUUCAAGUUCUUGGUUCCUACUAGAGAGCGAUACACAGGAAGUUCAGUCCUUGCCAAAUUGAUAAAAGCUGGAUAUUUUAAGGCAGCAGAGAUUCUGCUAAGAUGCGGAUACAAUUUCAAAAAAGAUGUGGAGUUUGAGAACUUAAACUUUUCAUCAAUUGACGCCCCAACUAUUCGUAUCCAGGGGAAAAGAUACAAACAAGUUAAUCACGAGAAUGCCAAAACUAAAUUUCAAGACGUGAUAAAAAAAUGCGAAGUGGAACCUUUCUCAUUGGCCUCUCUUUGUCGGAAAACUACACGGCAACAUUUAGUAGCUGUUCAUAAAGGCAGCGAGAUAGAAACAAAAAUAAAAUCGCUGCCUUUGCCAAACAUAGUCAUAGAAUAUCUGAAUUACAGAGACUAUACCCAGGAAUAUGAGGAAUUUGAUGUAGAUUAUGAUAGCAAAUCUUAAACCAGCAGUGUUUCUAUGGAGCAUCUGCCUUCCUAUUUCAGUAUUCUAUAAAAACCCUGUAUAAUAUCAAUUUUCAUACUAUGAUUUCGAGGACGAUUAUGAUUACUACUACUAUUCUUCGGAUUGAAGAAAAUUAUGCAUUGAACAAUUUGAUUAUUUUCUUCGUGUAUCUUUUUUUGUUGUUGUUGACUGGUGUGGACCAGCUUGGCUAGAUUAGAAGUCACAGCUAGAAUCAACAACUGGAGAAUUUAAGAAUAUUCUGCAAAAAUGUAUAUAUGUCUUCAAUUUCUGCAUAGAUAAUGAAAUCAAACUAUCGCAUACAAGAAAACGUAACGGAUUUCUUUACCAUGCAUUAUUUUCGGAUUCUAUGAUUUAAAUUUUUUCCGUAAUAAUCUGGGAACGGAAAAGGACUUCGUUGAAUUUAGAAUUUCGGUGUUGUGGUCUUGUGUUAAUUUGAACGUUAGAUUAAAGAUCAUAAGCAAUAACAUUUGAUGCCUAAAAAGUAAGCUCCUUUUAAGUCCUGAAAAUAAUAAGAUAAGUAAUUCGAACGAAUUUGCAGGGUAAUUGGCACUGCAGUGAAAGGUAUCUUUGUAUAAAAUUAUCAUAUACAUGUAUCUACUUUUGUUAAUGACGUCAAUAAAGCACAACUUGCUGCAUAGUUUAUGAUAAAAUUAAGGAUCUAAUUUGAUAUGUUAU